Molecule: messenger RNA, 622 nt
Organism: Didymodactylos carnosus
Lineage: Eukaryota; Metazoa; Rotifera; Eurotatoria; Philodinida; Philodinidae
Source: the annotation of a GenBank genome assembly
AUGUCAAUAGCGACGGAGGUAAAAACUUCGGAGUUACUUGCCGUUCGAGUAAUGCGUUUAUCGAAACCUGCCCUGUAUCAAAGUGCACCUGUUUAUUGUGAACCAUCUGAUUUGUACUCAUCAGCUUUUAUUACCGGACAAUCAUUAGAUGGAUCAUUGUCAAAUAGCAUACCUAAUUCAUCAUUAAGCAAUAUUCUUGUAUUACCGUAUAGUUUUGGAAAGGUUUUUUUGGGCGAAACAUUUUCAUCAAUUGUAUCAAUACACAAUCAAAGUGAGCAGACGUUACGUGAUUGUAUUUUAAAAACGGAUAUUCAGACGGUUACACAGCGCAUUUCAUUGAGCACGGCUGAAAAUUUAGAAGAUAAACAAGAUCUUGUACCAGACCAAAAUGUCUGUCGAAUUUUACAACAUGAAGUUAAAGAAUUAGGAAGUCACUCGUGAGUUUGUGCAUCCUUAAAGAAUUUUUUCUGUUUAUGAUCUGUCUAUUUAGUUUAGUGUGCACUGUAACGUCCCAAGCAAAAAAAUGCCUUUGAGAUUAUCUAGCUAUAAAAAUAUGUUAUCGGGCAAUAUCGGCUUGUGAUAGCUAGCUAUCCGUACCACUUUUAUUGAGUUAGCUAGCUAU